Messenger RNA from Cannabis sativa, 1334 nucleotides. RefSeq lists its product as uncharacterized. Gene Ontology annotation, biological process: transport. The coding region runs from base 239 to 1126 and encodes 295 amino acids. NCBI's taxonomy places the organism in Eukaryota, Viridiplantae, Streptophyta, Magnoliopsida, Rosales, Cannabaceae. The record is from RefSeq and is a predicted model, not a curated record. The transcript is spliced from 5 exons. Gene Ontology annotation, molecular function: transporter activity.
GAAAAUGAAAAGAACAAAAUCGUGUAGUCCCCACAGAAAACGUGGCGAAAUCUUAUUGGUAAAGAGUAGUCUUGAUUCAAAUGUGAAGAAAUUGCAGAGCAGAGCAUGGCUUUCAUUCAAUUCGUCCCUGAGGCCUUGAACACGAAGAAAAUUACUUAGGUCUGAGAUCUCCAACUUAUUUGAUCUACUCGAUUUCUUCUGCUUCGGUUUUGAUCGGUACUUAUCUCGUUCUUAAACAAUGGACUUCAGUUCGAUGAGUCCUGCCCAAAUGACUCUGCUAGGGUCUGCAUCUUGCGUGAUGCUGUCGAUGCAUUUCACAAUUCAGUUGUUGUCACAGCAUUUGUUCUACUGGAAGAACCCGAAAGAACAGAAGGCCAUCAUAACUAUAAUUCUUAUGGCUCCAUUAUAUGCCGUCGUGUCCUUUGUGGGCUUAGUGGAUAUCCAAGGAAGCAAAGCUUUUUUCAUGUUUCUGGAAUCAAUUAAGGAGUGCUAUGAGGCUCUGGUGAUCGCUAAGUUCAUGGCUUUGAUGUAUAGUUAUCUGAAUAUCUCCAUUAGCAAUAAUAUCGUGCCAGAUGAGAUCAAAGGAAGGGAAAUUCAUCAUUCAUUCCCAAUGACUCUUUUUCAGCCUCACACCAUCCGGUUAAAUCACAAGACUCUGAAGCAAUUGAAACAUUGGACAUGGCAGUUUGUAGUCAUUAGGCCGGUUUGCUCCAUCUUGAUGAUAACGUUUCAACUUAUUGGAAUUUACCCAAGCUGGCUCAGCUGGACAUUCACCAUCAUUCUUAACAUAUCAGUUUCACUGGCCUUGUACUCACUCGUGGUGUUUUACCAUGUGUUUGCUAAGGAGUUGGCACCACACAAGCCACUUUCAAAAUUCAUGUGCAUCAAGGGGAUUGUUUUCUUCUGCUUUUGGCAGGGACUAGUGCUUAGUGGACUAGUUGCCCUUGGCGUCAUUCGAUCUCACCAUUUCUGGUUGGAUGUUGAACACAUUGAGGAAGCUAUUCAGAAUGUGUUGGUAUGUCUGGAGAUGGUUGUCUUCUCUGUUGUUCAGCAAUAUGCUUAUCAUGUUUACCCUUACAGUGGAGAUGUUGAAGCAAAGAUGAAAUUAAGUAAGAAGAACGAAUGAUGUAAUGAUCGAAACCAGCCAUGUAUUUUGUCUAGCAGCAUAGUCAAACAUGAACUUCUGUUAAUUUUGUAUCAAAACUUUUUAAUGGAUGGCGUAAACUGUAUGAGAUGGUUUUUAUUUUAUGAACAUCCCCACAUUGGUGUUAUUAGGUGUAUACUAUUUCUUACUGUAUUCAACUUGGCUUUGAUAAUAAAGGCAUUUUACUAAA